This is a messenger RNA of Chara braunii, 1295 nucleotides long. NCBI's taxonomy places the organism in Eukaryota, Viridiplantae, Streptophyta, Charophyceae, Charales, Characeae. The record is from the annotation of a GenBank genome assembly.
GCCAGCACCUGCAGAACCGCGCCAGGAGCCGUACUAACCCGAGAAGGAGAUGGAAGCAGAGAUCCCGAAGAGGGAAAGGGCGCCAGCUGGAGAGACGGCUGAAGAAAAGAGGGCGAGAAGAACCAGACGGAUAAAUGAGAUAUGGCAGGAGAGGCAGAGGUUGGAGGCAGCGGGGGAGCUUCCGGAGCAGCAACUGGAGAGGCAGAGAUCGGAGGCAGCAGGAGCACUCCCAGGUCAGCCACCCAGCGCGCCAGCAAGGGCCCCGGAGAUCCCCGAGAUGUGGAGAGACUUCUGGGAGCAGAGAGGAGAGGAGCUUCCUUCGCCAGUCAGAGCCGGGCUUGGGGUGGCCAGGAAGGCGGAAGAGAGGAUAGAUCGCAAAAUCAAGUUCCUGGCCAAAACGACCUUUGACCGACACUUGUUAUUGGAUAGCGAUCUGGCAGGGAAAAAAUUAAAGGAAGCAAGUCAUGGAGUACGCCUGGAGGCUAUGGAGAUGGAAAUCCAGGAACUCAGGGCAUUGGUGGCCAGUCAGGCAACUAUCAUUGAGACCCUAAGGCAGCAAACCCAAGAAAAAGUGGAUAAGUCAAAGAGCAGCAGACAGGGAGAGCAGAGGCAGCCGGGACAAGUUUUGCCAGGACAGCCAUCUGCGGCAGGGCCUCGCCAAGAGCCACCUAUGGGGAGAGUUAUCCUGGAGCCAGAGGAGGCGAGAGCCCAGAGACAGGCAGAGAAAGAGGCGUUCGAGUUUAGAGCCCCUACUGAGCUUGCGACGCUGCCAGUGGCAGCGGCAGGCCCAGUCGUACCUUUGGCGAUUGAGGAGGGGCUACCGCCAUCUAGCAGUGAGCCGGCUCAGGGGUCAGCAGAGGGAUCCAUGAGCGUACUCCUUAAGGCAGUGCAUACCAUGCAGGAAGAGGCGAGUUUGUUUUCACCCGAGCAGAGGAUAGAGGAGCCGCUUGAGAGAGAGAUGGGGAUUAAGGCGGAGGGUGCCAUCGAGAGCAGGCUCCAGAGGAUGGGCACACCUGAGUAUGGACUAGAGGAGAUUGAGGAGCAGCCCACGACAGUGCUAGGAGAGACACUCGAGAGGAGACCUCAGAGGUUGGACACGGCUAAGUACGUCCCAACGACAGAGGAUUUGAAGAGCAGACUGGGAUCUUGGGCUACUGGAUCGGGGUCUGGGGGACCGGUUCCUGGGACAGAGCAGCAGAAGGUCGUUAGUACCGCAGCCCUUUGAUCAGAGCAGCAGGAGGUUGUCAGUACCUUGGUAGGAUCUCCUUCAUCGCCAUCUCCUCAGCCCAGGAAGA